Messenger RNA from Mytilus trossulus (common blue mussel), 599 nucleotides. RefSeq lists its product as uncharacterized. The coding region runs from base 109 to 399 and encodes 96 amino acids. Gene Ontology annotation, molecular function: calcium ion binding. Lineage: Eukaryota; Metazoa; Mollusca; Bivalvia; Mytilida; Mytilidae. The record is from RefSeq and is a predicted model, not a curated record. The transcript is spliced from 2 exons.
UUACAAGACGAGUGUAUUUGUUUUAUCUCGUCUGUAUGCAAUAUUUCAGUACAACUUUAAAAUAUUUGAAUAUUCCAUUAAUAAUCAAGUACACAAUUUUUACUUGUAAUGACCCCAUAUUUGGUUUUGGUGUUAGCGCUAGGUUGUAUUGGAUGUGUCAAUUCGGAAGACGGGUAUCCCAAUAAGAAGGAACUUGGUGAUAUCUUUAAGAAGAUGGAUGCUGAUGGGGACGAAAUGGUCAGCUUUGAUGAGCUAGUGACUCACCUCGUAAAACAAGCAACUAAACCAGGAUCUGCGAAUCUGGAAAUUGCCAAACAAAUAUUUCCGAAUUAUGACAAAAAUAAAGACGAUUUUAUAACAUUUGAGGAGUUUAUGCAACCAGAACACGACGAAUUAUGAGAUAUCCAUUCAUUUUGUUUCCUGCAUUUCUCAUUUUUGGAUAUAAUCUGAGAUGCAAGUAUGUGCGUGAACCUCAACAUAAACGAAAAAGACUGCGGAUUUUAUAAUUGCAAUUUUACAAAUACGUUCCAGUCGCCUGAUUUUACCAAACAGAGGAACUACAGCGACUCGAGGACGAGGGUGUAAUAUUGAAGAUUCUG